ACUACUUCCACUCGAGCAGCGCUUGACACUAGUGGCAUGCUAUGCCCUUGUUAGCCACGCCACUAACCUAAGUGUCUCAUAUGGAAAAAUGAAUUGAAAUUGAUAUCAGAAAGAGAUCUGAUAGACACCCAUAUUUGCCAUUAGUUGCUAAUAGCAGGAUGUUACGAGCCGGAAGUACAGUUACCUGCAUUGCCUGCAAGAAUCUGCUUCCCUCCAGAAUGGGGGUGAAGUUCAGAGUUCCGUUGCAGAAACUGCACCUGCUUUCCCGUGCCAUCCAUCACCGCUACUCUUCUAACAACAAUCAACAGAGACCACCUCACUGCUCGGCUGCCCGCCAUUACACAUCUCUCUCCAGGCUCCCCAUGCGUCCUCACAAAUCCCGGUCAGGAGGCCACGGCUAUCAACAGCACCGGUCCUUCUGGGUGGCCCGUCUUGCUGCCAGACUGCUGAAACUGAGGUACAUCCUGCUGGGCUCAGCAGUUGGAGGCGGAUAUACAGCAAAAAAGACUUAUGAUGAAUGGAAGGAUAUGUUUCCUGAUAUGAGCCAAUACACAUGGAUUGUGCCAGAUUUUGUUUGGGAGCUGAGUGAAAAUAUCGAUUUAGACAAACUAGCCAGUGCUUUGCCUCAACUAAAAGAGAUAGCCAAACUACUACCUGAUAUGCAAAAGAUCGGAGAGAACUUCACCUUCCUGAAGAGCCUCCUCUCUACUGGUUUGGGUAGUGAAGUCAAUGGAGCAUCUGGUCUGCAUCUGUUAUUAGAAAGCACAGGUGAAUCUACCCUGAGAGUGGCUGAUGUCCCACCAACAUCUGCAGCUAGGUCUGACAGCAGCGACAAACAGUUUAAGAAGCAGGGGCUGCUCAGCGAGCUCGUUCUCAUACAGCAGCAGAUCCAGCAACAUGAGGAGGAGAUGCGGCGGGCGGCAGCUGAUAAUGCUCCGCCUCCGCCACGUGAACCCAGUCCCACCCCGGCCCCGAACCCCAGCCCCUCACAGUCAGAACGCAAGUCAUCUGAUAAAGAAAAAAUUGACCAGCUUCAGGAAGAACUUCUUCGAACUCAGUUGAAGUACCAGCGGAUGCUGGAGCGUCUGGAAAAGGAGAAUAAAGAACUGAGGAAAGUCGUAUUGCAGAAAGAUGACAAGGGUAUUCACCAAAGAAAUGUGAAGAAGUCUUUGAUUGAUAUGUACUCUGAGGUCCUGGACAUUCUAUCAUAUUAUGACUCCAACUACAAUACUCAAGAUCAUCUGCCAAGGGUGGUGGUCGUUGGAGACCAGAGUGCAGGAAAGACCAGUGUGUUGGAGAUGAUAGCUCAAGCUAGGAUCUUUCCUAGAGGCUCUGGAGAAAUGAUGACCAGAUCUCCUGUCAAGGUGACAUUGAGUGAAGGCCCUCACCAUGUAGCAAUGUUUAAAGAUAGCACUCGUGAGUUUGACCUCGGGAAAGAGGAGGAUCUUGCAGCAUUGAGGCAUGAGAUUGAACUCAGGAUGAGGAAGAGUGUGAAGGAAGGUCAGACAGUCAGUCCUGAGACCAUCUCUUUGAGUGUAAAGGGUCCAGGGAUCCAGAGAAUGGUCCUUGUUGACUUGCCGGGGGUCAUCAGUACUGUGACAUCCGGCAUGGCUGCUGACACAAAAGAAACCAUUUUUGGCAUUAGUAAAGCCUACAUGCAGAAUCCAAAUGCCAUCAUCCUCUGUAUUCAGGAUGGCUCCGUAGAUGCAGAGCGUAGUAUAGUCACUGAUCUGGUCAGUCAGAUGGACCCUCAGGGCAAAAGGACCAUCUUUGUUCUUACAAAGGUUGACCUGGCAGAAAAGAACCUAGCUAGUCCAAGCAGAAUCCAGCAAAUAGUUGAAGGCAAAUUAUUCCCAAUGAAGGCUUUGGGCUACUUUGCUGUAGUAACUGGAAAAGGCAGUUCUAAUGAGAGCAUAGACUCCAUCAAAGACUACGAAGAGGACUUCUUUCAGAACUCAAGACUGCUGAGGGAUGGUAUGUUGAAAGCUCAUCAGGUGACCACGAAGAACCUCAGUCUUGCAGUGUCAGACUGCUUCUGGAAAAUGGUCAGGGAGUCAGUGGAACAACAGGCAGAUGCCUUUAAAGCAUCCCGAUUUAACCUGGAGACUGAGUGGAAGAACAACUAUCCUCGCUUACGAGAGCUGGACCGGAACGAGCUGUAUGAGAAGGCCAAAAAUGAGAUUUUGGAUGAAGUGAUCAGCUUGAGUCAAGUUACACCAAAACACUGGGAGUCUAUCUUACAGAAGAAGCUCUGGGAAAGAGUCUCGACUCAUGUUAUUGAGAACAUCUACCUGCCUGCUGCCCAGACCAUGAACUCAGGCACUUUCAACACCACUGUAGACAUCAAACUCAAGCAAUGGACUGAUAAACAACUUCCUCAUAAAGCACUGGAGGUUGCUUGGGAGACAUUGCAGGAGGAGUUUGCCCGCUUCAUGGCAGAAUACAAAGGGAAAGACCAGGAUGACAUCUUUGAUAAACUUAAAGAAGCUGUCAAGGAUGAGAGCAUCAAACGACACAAAUGGAAUGAAAGAGCCAUGGACAGCUUGAGAGUGAUUCAGCACAACGCUCUGGAGGAUCGUUCUAUCACAGACAAGCCCCAGUGGGAUGCCGCUAUUCAGUUCAUGGAGGAAACGCUACAGUCUCGCCUUAAAGACACUGACUCAAUAAUAUCAGAUAUGGUGGGGCCAGACUGGAAGCAGAGGUGGUUGAGCUGGACAAAUCGAACACCGGAGCAGCACAUACGUAAUGAGACCAAAAACGAGUUGGAGCGUCUGUUGAAGCUGCAUGAGGAUCACACAGCCUACCUGGCCAAUGAUGAGGUCACUACAGUGCGCAAAAACCUGGAGGCCCGCGGAGUGGAAGUGGACCCUGUACUGAUCAAGGACACGUGGCACCAAUUGUUUCGACGUCAUUUCCUGCAGAAGGCGUUACUGCAUUGUAACCUCUGCCGGCGAGGUUUCUACUACUACCAGAGGCACUUUGUAGACUCUGAGCUUGAGUGCAAUGAUGUGGUUCUAUUCUGGAGGAUUCAGAGGAUGCUGGCUAUCACAGCCAAUACUCUUAGACAGCAGCUCACUAAUACAGAGGUGCGGCGCUUGGAGAAGAACGUUAAAGAAGUAUUAGAGGACUUUGGAGAAGAUACUGAGAAGAAAGCCCAGCUGAUCACAGGCAGGAGGGUUCAGUUGGCAGAAGACCUCAAAAAAGUACGUGAAAUUCAGGAGAAACUUGAAGCUUUCAUUGAAGCUCUUCACAAAGAGAAAUAGAGCAGAUCAUCUUGUUUCUGGACCGUCAUGCCCUUACAGAGAAAUGCACUGAUUAAAUACAACUUCAUUUUUUGCUCUU
Messenger RNA from Carassius carassius (crucian carp), 3342 nucleotides. Its product is annotated as dynamin-like 120 kDa protein, mitochondrial. The record is from RefSeq and is a predicted model, not a curated record. Gene Ontology annotation, cellular component: mitochondrial membrane; cytoplasm; microtubule. Bases 159 to 3263 code for a protein of 1034 amino acids. The transcript is spliced from 31 exons. NCBI's taxonomy places the organism in Eukaryota, Metazoa, Chordata, Actinopteri, Cypriniformes, Cyprinidae. Gene Ontology annotation, molecular function: microtubule binding; GTPase activity; GTP binding. Gene Ontology annotation, biological process: mitochondrial fusion.